AUUUAGUAGUACCUUGACAUCUAAAAGAUUUGGUUUUAUAGAAACAGCAGUUGUGAUUACGUGGUUUCUUCUCACCUCAGUUUUAUUUGCGGACCAUGGCGGUUCCUUUCGUUCAGGACUGGGACCUGGUGCAGACCCUUGGAGAGGGAGCUUAUGGCGAGGUACGUUUGCUGGUCAACAGAAAGACUGAAGAAGCUGUUGCUGUGAAAGUAGUGGACAUGUCCGGUGUCAAAGACGGUGCAGAGAACGUGAAGAAAGAAGUGUGUAUCCAUAAGAUGCUGAACCACGCCAAUAUUGUUCGCUUCUUUGGCCACAGGAGUGAGGGCCAGACCCAUUACAUUUUCCUGGAGUACUGCAGUGGAGGCGAACUGUUCGACCGCAUUGAGCCAGAUGUGGGAAUGCCAGAGAAAGAGGCUCACCGAUUCUUUCAGCAGUUAAUAGACGGAGUGGAAUACCUGCACAGUGUGGGAAUCACGCAUCGCGACAUUAAACCAGAGAACAUACUGUUGGAUGACAAAGAUAACCUGAAAAUCUCUGAUUUUGGGCUGGCCACUAUGUUCCGUCACCGUGGUCGUGAGCGGCUGUUGACACGGCUGUGUGGUACCCUGCCGUAUGUGGCACCAGAGCUCCUCUCCCGCUCUGAGUUCAGAGCCCAGCCCGCUGACAUCUGGGCCUGUGGCAUCGUCCUCAUCGCCAUGUUAGCAGGAGAGUUACCAUGGGACAAACCGAGUGAGAGCUGUCAAGAGUAUUGUGAAUGGUUGCAAAAGAAGACAUACUUAACACCCUGGAGGAAAAUUGAUGCUUUACCACUUGGUCUCCUCAGUCGAAUGCUCCAGCAGAGCCCUGAAGACAGAACCACCAUCACUGACAUAAAGAAACAUCGCUGGUUCUCUCACAGCUUUAAAUCAGGCCUGAAGAGACAGAACGACCUUCAUGGAUCAGUGAACAAGAUCCUUCGCUCUGACUCCCCACUGACUCGGACCAACAGUGAUGACCGUGUUCAGAUAUCAAGCUCCCAGCCUGAGCCCCAGGCCCUGUGGGAGAUGAAGGGAGACGAUGCCCUGGUCAGCUUCUCUCAGCCUGCCUGUCCAGACCACAUGCUCCUGGGCAGCCAGCUUCUAGGCACACCAGGGGCCAGUCAGAACCCUUGGCAGCGUUUGGUGAGGAGGAUGACUAGGUUCUUCACCACUCUGGGGGUGGAGGCAUCGUGUACUGCCCUCCGCAACACAUGCAUCGCCAUGGGACAUACAUGGAAACAAAGCUGCACCAAUCAGGCCACUGUGUCCACUAUGGAUCGUCGCAAUAACAAACUGAUCUUCAAGGUGCACUUUUUGGAAAUGGAGGAGCGCAUCCUCAUAGAUUUCAGACUGUCAAAGGGUGAUGGUUUGGAGUUCAAACGAAUCUUCCUCAAACUCAAACAGACACUGGGUGAUAUCAUCAGUAACCAAAGGCUCCCACUGCCUGUCGCAUAAGAGACACACACACACACGCUCUCUCUGCCUUUCACAUGACACACACACAUGCUCUCUCUGCCUUUCGCAUGACACACACUCGCGCUCUCUCUGC
Molecule: messenger RNA, 1566 nt
Organism: Chanos chanos (milkfish)
Lineage: Eukaryota; Metazoa; Chordata; Actinopteri; Gonorynchiformes; Chanidae
Gene: chek1
Product: checkpoint kinase 1
Exons: 13
Coding region: 96-1472 (458 amino acids)
Biological process (GO): DNA damage checkpoint signaling; protein phosphorylation
Cellular component (GO): cytoplasm
Molecular function (GO): protein serine/threonine kinase activity; ATP binding
Source: RefSeq, a predicted model, not a curated record